Molecule: messenger RNA, 819 nt
Organism: Nanorana parkeri
Lineage: Eukaryota; Metazoa; Chordata; Amphibia; Anura; Dicroglossidae
Gene: PUDP
Product: pseudouridine 5'-phosphatase
Exons: 4
Coding region: 61-756 (231 amino acids)
Molecular function (GO): phosphatase activity
Source: RefSeq, a predicted model, not a curated record
UGCGUCUCGCGGUGCCCAUUCAUUUCCUCGUAGUGGAGAGCGAAGCUGAGCGGAUCCAGUAUGGCAGCCGUCAUCCCGCAGCCCGUCACACACAUCAUCUUUGACAUGGACGGACUCCUGCUCGACACGGAGCGCCUUUACACAGUGGUAUACCAAGAAAUCUGUGACCGAUUUGGAAAAAAAUACACAUGGGACGUAAAAUCCUUAGUCAUGGGGGAAAAGGCAUUGCCGGCAGCUCAAAUUAUCCGUGAUGUUCUCGACCUUCCUAUUACUGCUGAAGAAUUACUGAAUGAAAGCCAAAUUAAGCAGGAAAAGCUUUUCCCAACUGCUUCCUUAAUGCCAGGGGUUGAAAAGUUAAUCUACCAUCUGAAUAAGCACAACAUCCCAAUGGCUGUUGCCACCAGCUCAGCCAGAGUGACAUUUGAAAUGAAAACAAGUAGACACAAAGAAUUCUUCAAUUUAUUCCAUCACAUUGUGCUAGGAGAUGACCCAGACGUGAAAAGUGGCAAACCUCAGCCUGAUAUUUUUCUUGUAUGUGCAAAGAAGUUUAACCCCCCUCCGAGCGUCGACAAGUGCCUUGUGUUUGAAGAUGCACCAAAUGGCGUUAAGGCAGCAAUGGCAGCUGGUAUGCAGGUGGUCAUGAUUCCAGAUGAAAAUCUAAAUCGAGAUUUAACCAAGAAAGCAUCUUUAGUGCUCAAAUCAAUGGUGGAAUUUAAACCAGAAUUAUUUGGCUUACCACCUUAUGAACAGAAAUAGAAGUGUGUCGUAGUUAAAACUAUUGCCAUAUUUUCUUUAAAUAAAGUAUAGUUUAAAGAAUUG